UGUGGUGCUGUUAAUUAGUUUUUUAUUCAAAAUGGCUACAUUUCGGAAAGUAGCCACAUUGGCUGUAACAUUCAUUGGUGGUGGAAUAGCAGGUUCAAAACUUGAGCAUUUGUUAAAACAGAAAGAUGGGUAUAUCAAGAAAUUAGAAGCUGCUGCUCCACUGGAUAUCAACAGACCAAAUGAAAUAAUGAGGUUUGGAUUUCCAAACAAUGGAAAUAUUAAUAUCAAGAAAAACUAUGUAUUGGGUUAUGAUAACAGAUUACGUAAUGCAUCUUGGGUAUUUGAGCAUAUAAAUAAAGAUUUAUUGAAUACGAAACAAUCUGAUCGACUCAAUAGUUCCUUCUCACCGGACUCGUCAAUUCAUCCAUUUUUUCGUGGAACUAAUCAAGAUUUUUGGAAUUCUGGGUAUGAUCGUGGACAUCUUGCGGCAGCGUCAAAUCACAGAGCAUCUCAAGAAUGGAUGGAUGACACUUUUCAUCUUUCAAAUAUUGUACCUCAGAAUCCAAUUAUGAAUCAACAGGCUUGGAAUAACUUAGAAAAAUAUGUACGAAGUCUUGCGUAUCAUUAUGACAACGUUUAUGUAUGCACUGGUCCACUUUACUUGCCAAAACAGGAUGGCAGUGGUAAAAUGAGAGUAUCUUAUCAAGUGAUUGGUAGGAAUCAUAUUGCUGUACCUACACAUUUGUAUAAAGUUGUUGUAUGUGAGAGAAAUUCAAGAUUUGAAUUACUCUCAUAUGUAAUGGCCAAUGAAUGGGUUGAUCCAAGUGUUCCUCUGAAGAAUUUUUUAUAUCCAAUAGAAGCAAUUGAAAGAGCUUCAGGUCUUUUAUUUUUUGAUCGAAUUCCAAGAGAAAGAUUUUGGAAAAUCAAUCAUGGGAAAGAAACGGAAUUAUAAAGUACUGUACAAGAAUAGCUGUGCAAAAUGUACAGUAGGUUACAUCCAUGUCAUUGCAGGCUAGUCAAACCCAUUAUUAUGCUCUUUCAAAUGAAUUUUGAUAAAGGAAUAAGCAAUUUCAAAUAUCAAGUAGGUUGAGACUAGACUGGCGGGCCAUGUGAGUGUAAUAUAAGUUGCAUUUUAUGAACAAUAUUUACAAUGUCGCAAAAGUGAAAAACAAUAAGUCUCCUGCCAAAACCAAAUUUAAUCGCAAUCUCAACAAAUUCUUUGAGCUAUUUUUAACUAAAACAUCAAAAUUUUGGUUAUCGCAGCAUCGAGCAGGCCAGAUUGAUUUACCGUACCCAUCGAACGGGAUUUGGCCCACGAGCCAUAGUUUGCCCAUGUCAGGUAUAACUUAUGAUGUAACCAGCUUGCCUUACCUUAUGCCAAUUUUGUUCCAUGUUCUUAUGAAAAUUCUAAAUUAUUUCAUCUGUUUCCACUAAUCAUAGUAUUUUAACACUGUUGCUAAUGCAAAAUUUUACAACUGUGAAUUUAGCUUGUAGGUCCAAUUUUCAGAACUUAUUUAUGAAUUGAGACCAACAGCUGCCGUAUAAAGAGGUAGCAAUAUAAUUUAUAAUGUAGAGCGAAUUCAUUAUUGUACCUUGUUUUUAUACCACUGUCAACAGCAAUUGCUUAUUCAGAUUAUACCUAGCAAAUGUUUUGUUUUUUUUUUAUCUUGUUCAUGGGUCCAAACUUUUUGGUGUAAUAUCAAUAUCAUCCACUUUUUUCCUUAUUAAAGUUUACCUGUGAAUGUUAGAUUUACAACUUUUAAGUUUUAAAUGUUACCUGAAUAAUGUGCUUAUUGUACAAUUUAGAUUUUUGUUUAUACAACGCUUAUCAUGCCUUUCCACCAAACAAGGCGCUAUACAAGCAGCCAGUGAUAUCUAAGGAGCUACUUGUUACUAAGGAGAACCAGAAUCUUUCCAGUUUGGCAUUGCUUACCCAAUUUAUUACACCUUGGCAUGGGAUUUAAUAAACCCCGAGUUUCCUUAUUCAUAAAAUAUAUAACGUUAUCAUGUGCACAACUUUUACCCAAAAUUCUUCAAAAUUUUUCUUUGCUGCAUUCCUGGUGUAUGGCACAAAUUGCUUUAUCAACUGUAUUUAUUAUGUUUUGGCAUUUUUAAGCAUUGUCCCUUUCAGGCACUAUGUUGAAGUUUUUCUUAGAAUAUAACAACUAAGCUGUAGCUCAUAUGCUUCACAUCAAGUUCAAUUCAUAUAUCUUUUACCUUCAAUCAUAAAUCAUUGGUGUUACAGAGUUAAAUAUCAUUAGCAGCUUUUACACAAAGCUUUUUUUCUUUUUCAG
Molecule: messenger RNA, 2234 nt
Organism: Styela clava
Lineage: Eukaryota; Metazoa; Chordata; Ascidiacea; Stolidobranchia; Styelidae
Source: RefSeq, a predicted model, not a curated record